AUGUCGUUGCUUCAGAAGAUUGCCGACAUCGAAAAUGAGGGCGCAAAAAUCCAGCUGCUCGACCUUCCGGGGAUCAUCGAAGGCGCCAAAGACGGCAAGGGACGAGGACGGCAAGUAAUUGCAGUUGCGCGUACCUGUUCUCUGAUCUUAAUCGUGCUCGACGUUUCCAAACCACUUCAACACAAGCGAUUGAUUGAGUACGAGCUCGAAGGCUUCGGGAUUCGGCUCAACAAACAACCCCCGAAUCUCUCUUUUAAGAAGAAGGAUAAGGGAGGAAUCAAUUUGACAGCCUUGGUACCACAAACCGAGCUGGAUUUGGAGACUGUCAAGCAGGAACUAGACGUGAUCUACAAAAUCCCGCAUUGUGUCCCAAUAUCGGCGCACCACAAAUGGAACUUCGACGAUUUGUUGAACAAGAUUUGGGUAUACCUGAAUCUCGUCAGGAUUUACACAAAGCCAAAAGGUCACUUGCCCGACUACUCGGCUCCGAUCGUGCUCAACGCAAAUACGAAAACGGUUGAUGAUUUGUGCAUCAAGAUCCACAAGUCACUUCAGAAAGAUUUCAAAUGCUCAGCCGAAUUUACUGAACCAACGACACACUACUCGAUGGGAGUUGAAGACCCCGCUUUUUUGCAGCUACAACACGAAAAGGAACGUCUCGCUCAGCGAUGCGCUUUGCUCGAGCAAUAUUUAGAGGAGAAUGAGGGAACGCCGACGCCAGCGAAUGACAGCAACGCUUUGGCAGCUCAGAUCGCCGAAUUACAAAGGGAAAAGGAGAUCCUUCUAGUCAAUUCGCAAAACGUGUUGUCCGAAAUCAACCGAAGGCAUGCCGACACGGAGAAGAAGCUCGAAAAACGAAUCGCAGUUUUGGAAGAAGAAAACAGGUAUCUAGUCAAUAUCAAGAAUGAGAGUUUUCAAAACGAAACUCGGACGGACCGGGAACAAGAACUGCAAGUUGCAUUGGAUGCACUGAAGGAGCAGAAUGAGCAACUGUGCGCAGAACUUGAAAGACUUCGCUCUGAAUUAAACGAGAAAAUUGACGAGAACAGUUCAUUGGUGAAAGACUGCGGCGAAUUGCGUGAACAGAAGAAAGAAUAUCAAGAAAAGCUUGAGUUCCAAAUGGAUUUGAAUCGCCAGCUCCAAGAGUCACAGACCGGAGGCCUCGUCUUGGAAGGGGCUGCGCGCGGAAAUUCCAUGUUCGGCGAGUUUGUUGACGAGCGCAAAAACUUGGAGAAAGAUCUGAAACGUAUGCACCACGAGCUGAAAUCGCUCCGUAUCCAGAAUGCUGCACAGGCCGGCGAGCUCGACGAGAUGCGCCGGCGAGCCAACCAAAACGUGGGCAUCACUUCGGGCCCUGCCAAAGAAUGUCGAUGCCAAGAUGUCGAACAAGAGAUCGAGACAUUGCGCAACGAAAACUCUUUCUUCGAGCAGACUCUGCUGGCAAAGGUCGAAAAUGGACUCGCUUUAACCUCAACGCAAGAAGCUCAGAGAUUCAAAGCGGACCUCGAGUUUUUGAAGAGCAAUCUCACGCGCAUGAGAAACGAACGUGACCAGGCAAAGGAUACAUGCAUCAUCGAGCAGAACCGGUCGCGCAACGCAGAGCGAGAAUGCGCCCUGCUGAAGACUCAAAAGGAUCGUCUACAGGCUAUUGUCGAUGAUCAUCCACAUCGGAUGGCAACCGUUAUUUCUGGCGACGAUACUGCGACGGAACAACUGCUAGCGCCACAAAAACCUAAGCCAUUUACCACACCGAUGGCCGACGCCCCCGGAACCUCUCGUCUACCACGACCAGCCGCUGCUUCAACAACCUCGCAGGCAGCGCUGAUGGGUAUGCUUCAAAGUGAAAAGCGCGCUGGCAAGGUUAAGGCGACUGUGGUUUCCGAUGCCGACAUCCUAUCCCGUACAUUGAAGACAGGCGAGAAAGAGAAUCAGCCGCGUAUCGGGCCAGCCCAAUCAGUGCAGAAGCCGGCGAAGACCAUCACGCCGUUCUUUUACUCGACUCCCAAAAAGACUGCAUCAAGC
Molecule: messenger RNA, 2022 nt
Organism: Mesorhabditis spiculigera
Lineage: Eukaryota; Metazoa; Nematoda; Chromadorea; Rhabditida; Rhabditidae
Source: the annotation of a GenBank genome assembly